Amyelois transitella is the source of this 2083-nucleotide messenger RNA. RefSeq lists its product as uncharacterized. The coding region runs from base 174 to 932 and encodes 252 amino acids. Lineage: Eukaryota; Metazoa; Arthropoda; Insecta; Lepidoptera; Pyralidae. The transcript is spliced from 3 exons. The record is from RefSeq and is a predicted model, not a curated record.
ACUAUCAGACAUACACACCUACAUCUACAUUGUUAUUGUCUGGUGGCUGUUUUGUUUAUUGGAUUUUGGUUAUGGUUUUGGAAAGUGGAAAACUAACAUUGUUUGUACAAUAGGAUAUUGUGGAAUUUGUCGAACUUCUUUUACAGGUGUACUCAGUUUAUUCAACAUCCAUAAUGGACAGUGAUAACGCUACAUUUGAUAUGAACUCUCAAUACUCAACUGGGCUUGAUAUUUCGGAAAACGCUACAAUUUUGGAAGAAGGUUUAAGAGUAUGUCCAUUGUGCCAAUCGGAAAUAAAGCUCUUUUUUAUCAACCUAAAUGAGAAAUUAUUGAUGUGUGAAAAUGUGGAAUGCGAAUACCCGUUUGGAUAUGAAGACUUGCAGUUCUUUAAAGAAAACAAGAAUGCUGAGUCUGUUGAUGAAUUGUGCAGUAUUCGGAGUAAACCAACCAUCACAGAUAAUACAUCUAUGACAUGUUCUGUAGUCUCUGCCACGGCAUGGUUAGAAAUAGACCGCAUGAACACAGUGUUCGAAUCUGAAGAUAGUCAAUCGGAAUACAUACCUAAAACAAAUAAAUCAAAAUCAAAUGAAAAGCAGAAGGAAAAAGAAGAAAAGGUAUUGAACAAUGUAGAAUGCAUUAAAGGCUUAAAUAAACAACUCAAGGAAAUUAAUGGCAGUCAUAAAAGGAAAAUAGCAAAUAAGAAAUACAUUAAGAAUCUGAUGACUUUGCAAACUAUGACGGGAGUGGAAAUGCUUCAGCCGGAAGAAAUUAAUAUUUUGAAUAAAGAUAAAAUUAAUGAAGCUACGGAUUUCAAAAUAGAUGUAAAUAUGAAUGCUGAGAACAGUGUGUCAAGUAUUAAAAUAGAAUUGAUAGACAUCACAAGCCAGGAGAAGGCAGGCAAAGAUAAAAAAGAUGAUAGUAAUGAAAGUUAGUAUUAAGUUUAAUGUAAAUAAUAAAUUUGUAUUUUCACUGUGAUUUCAGACAAACAAAGGUUAUAAUUCUGUUACUAUAGUAAAGUAGUUUCCAUCCCUGGCCUUGCCUGUGUGGCAAGUAAUGUAUGUCCCUCAUACUUUUCACUUUAUGUAAGUAUAAAUAAGCAUGCAAAAUUUCAGUUCAGCACCCAUAGCAUGGCAGCCGCAGGAACUCUUAAACACUCGCUGUGCCUUUUCACGUCAUAAUAAAAAACGAAACAGUGAUAGUUUUUCGUGCGAUGAAAACGGCAUUGCACAUGCCAUGCUGUAGAGGCUGAUCAGUGUUUUAAUUGUGAAGGGGUAAUAAACAAACUAACUUUCGAAUUUUUACUUGGUUUGCCGUAAAAAUUUGCUGAAAAAUUUAAUUUACUCCUUAGAGGAGUGGGGAAAAAAACUUUUGUAUACCAGUUUUAAGUUGGACCAAGCCAUAUCUAAAAAAAACCUCAUUUAAAUCAAAGCAUCAGUUUUUGCGGUUUGCAAGUAUAAACAUACAGACAAAUAGAUAGGAAUUCUGAAAACAUAUUUUUAGCUUCUACUGGUCUUAUAUCAUUAGAUCCACUAUAUCGAUUUUUUGUUAAUAUUUUUCAAGUACAGAUGUCGGUCAGUUACUAUUUUAUUAUAAUGUACAAAUGUGUGGAUAUGGAUGGAUUAUUGGAAUGCAACGUCAAGCCAGGAAUUCAUUGGUCUACCUUUUCUACUAGGACCCGGUUGAGGCGGCAUGGCAUCUGCUCCCUGUCGAAAUGUGUUCAAAAUCAAUAAAAAAAAAUCAAAUCAAAAUCAAAUCCGUGCAGUAGAUUGCGUUGAAGAGUAUCAAACCCACACACAUCCACAUGUCCUUAUAAACAAAAAUUCGCAUUUAUAAAUUAAAAGGGAGGAUAGGAAGCAUAUUAGUAGGAUAUGUAGGGAUAUUUCACAUAAGAGCAAGGUCAUUUAGACAAAAUUUGGUAACUAUCAUAAUCUGAAAAAGACUGACGGCAGACGGAGCAGUAGCCCGCUGGUUUUCAGUCGCUCGGUGACCACGGGUUAUUGUGUCGUACGUUACGAACGCGUUUAAUACCUGUAUUAUUUAUAAAUGGUAUAAUCUGAAAAAGUCUAAUAAAAUUUUAUUGGUA